Erinaceus europaeus (western European hedgehog) is the source of this 1339-nucleotide messenger RNA. It is a transcript of the gene SURF2, whose product is annotated as surfeit 2. The transcript is spliced from 6 exons. The record is from RefSeq and is a predicted model, not a curated record. NCBI's taxonomy places the organism in Eukaryota, Metazoa, Chordata, Mammalia, Eulipotyphla, Erinaceidae. The coding region runs from base 80 to 850 and encodes 256 amino acids.
UCUACUUCCGGGGCGCGGCCAGUCCGGGCCCCUGUGGCUUCCCAGGCCCCCACAUGGUUGCAACUGCGAGGUUGCGGAGAUGAGCGAGCCUCCGGAGGAUGUUCAGGCCUUCCUGCUAGAGCACCCGAGCCUGCAGUUGCAGCCCGGCACCUCCAAGGUAAGGUGUUCGCUGACGGGCCACGAGCUGCCCUGCCGCUUGUCGGAGCUCCAGGUCUACACUCGCGGCAAAAAGUACCAGCGGCUGGUCGGCGUCACCCCGGUCUUUGAUUACGACCAAUUCGAGCCGCACAUCGUGCCCAGCACCAAGAACCCGCACCAGCUGUUCUGCAAGCUCACCCUGCGGCACAUCAACAAGGCCCCAGCCCACGUGCUCAGGCAUGCCCAGGGCCGCAGGUAUCAGCGGGCUCUACAGAAAUAUACCGAGUGUCAGAAGCAGGGUGUAGAGUACGUGCCAGCCUGUCUCCUGCACAAGAGGAAGAGGAGGGAAGACCCGGCAGACAGUGAUGGGCCACCUCAUUCACGAGGAACCUUUUGGGAGCCCUCAUCCAGCGAUGACAGUGCAGCCCCAAGUGACAGUGAUGACAGCAUGACAGACCUGUACCCAUCUGAAUUGUUCACCACAAAGGACACGGAAGGGACUGAGGACAGCGCUGAUGAGUUCCUAACAGAUGAAGACAACAAAGGGUCCAGUGCCCCCCUAGAACGGGGCUCCGGGGACACUGAGGAGAAAGUAAAUGACCAGGAGCUGGUCCUCAAGCGCAAGAAGAAACAGCGGGGCCCACUGAAGAAGAAAUUCAAAGGUCAUCACCGCAAACCUAAGAGCUUCAGCAUAUUUAAACAGACAGGUUAAGAUUGCUGGAAAAGCCCAUUCAGGAGGACUUGUGAGACUCCCACAGGCAUUUCACUGGCUUCUGCUUCAAAGCCCCUGCUGGGUAUCCUCAGGCACAGAACUCUGUCUUCCACUACUCAUGUGCUGCCCCAGGGGGCAAGGCUGGAGGUCUGGUCCAUGAAUUUGCCCCCCCCCCACACUCCCACCCUCAGGAAGCAGCAGGGACCCAAGGAAAGUCUCUGGACGUGGCUUCUCAGAGGUCUUCAGCCAAACCUGAGGGUCCACCUGACUCAGCACACAUCCAAGGAGAGCCCAUCAGCCCGCCUGAGCACACUGCGUACAACAAAGGCCAUCAUUUAUUUUGAUGUGUUUCCAAAAAUCAAAAUGUUUUCAAACACAACUAAGAUAUAUAAAAUACAGCAUAAAAUGAGAUUUAUACCUAUUUCCCACAUUAAGCAAAAAAAAAAAAAAAUUUUUUUUAGUUUUUUUUUUUUUUUUUAAGAAAUUGUU